This is a messenger RNA of Erigeron canadensis, 1277 nucleotides long. RefSeq names its product arabinosyltransferase RRA3-like. NCBI's taxonomy places the organism in Eukaryota, Viridiplantae, Streptophyta, Magnoliopsida, Asterales, Asteraceae. Gene Ontology annotation, molecular function: glycosyltransferase activity. Bases 1 to 1266 code for a protein of 421 amino acids. The transcript has a single exon. The record is from RefSeq and is a predicted model, not a curated record. Gene Ontology annotation, biological process: root hair cell development.
AUGGCCGCAGGAGGUGGUCUUGUGGGUCGCCGAGACAAAAACAAUAUACGCGGAUCACGAAUGGCUAUUGGACUAGUGAUCGGAGUUACACUUGGGUGUAUCUUUGCAUUUUUGUACUACCCACAUUAUGAUCAUGCUUUUCUUUCUUCACCACAACAAUCUACUUCUCAAUUUCAAGGCCGCCUUGGCAUCAAAUCUUUUCUUGAAUCUUCAGAGCGGAAGCUGGCAGAUUUAUCAAGCGAGAACAAUGAUUUAAAGAAACAGGUUAAGGAUUUAACUAAAAAGUUAACAAUAGCAUCAGCUGAAGAUAAAACCAAAAAAGUCGGGCCUUUUGGUACUGUCAAAGGUACAAGAACCAACCCGGUAGUCCUUCCAGACGACUCUGUUAAUCCACGACUCGCAAAAAUACUAAAAAAAGUUGCUGUCAAAAACGAGCUUAUAGUUGCACUCGCAAAUUCUAAUGUUAAACCCGUGUUAGAGUUGUGGUUCACUAGCAUCAAAAAGGUCGGCAUACCAAAUUAUCUAGUCGUGGCCUUAGACGACGGAAUCGUGGAUUUUUGUAAAGAAAAUGAUGUCCCAUUUUACACAAAUGAAGAUCAUAAUAUUGUUGACAAAUCAGUUGCUAAAACGGAUGACCGUCACGCUGUUUCAGGAUUGAAAUUUAGAAUCUUGAGGGAGUUUUUACAAUUGGGUUAUAGUGUCCUGUUAUCCGACGUUGAUAUUGUAUAUAUCCAGAACCCUUUUGAUUAUAUAUACAGAGAUUCAGAUGUCGAGUCUAUGUCUGAUGGGCAUGAUAAUAUGACUGCGUAUGGAUUUAACGACGUUUCUGAUGAUCCUUCAAUGGGAUUCGCUAGAUGGGCUCAUACAAUGCGAAUAUGGGUUUAUAAUUCGGGCUUCUUUUAUAUACGUCCUACUUUACCUGCAGUUGAGCUUUUAGACCGUGUGGCUGAAAGACUAUCUCGACCGCCCCCUUGUUGGGAUCAGGCGGUUUUCAAUGAAAUGCUUUUUUUCCCGUCGCAUCCAGGUUACGUUGGGCUUCAUGCUUCUAAAAGAACCAUGGAUCAUUAUAUGUUUAUGAAUAGUAAGACUCUUUUCAAAGAAGUAAGAAAAGAUAUUGGUCACUUAAAUAAGUUGAAGCCUGUGGUUGUUCAUGUGAAUUUUCAUCCAGAUAAAUUGCCUAGAAUGAAAGCAAUAAUGGAGUUAUAUUUCGAUGGCAAGCAAGACGCGUUGGACCCGUUUCCUGAUGGGUUUGAAUGGAAUUGGUAGCAACACUACUU